Ichthyophthirius multifiliis is the source of this 710-nucleotide messenger RNA. Its product is annotated as tyrosyl-tRNA synthetase, putative. The transcript is spliced from 4 exons. NCBI's taxonomy places the organism in Eukaryota, Ciliophora, Oligohymenophorea, Hymenostomatida. The record is from RefSeq and is a predicted model, not a curated record. Gene Ontology annotation, molecular function: tRNA binding.
AUACUUUAUCAAAGUUAGAUUCUUUAAUAUAUUAAUUAGAAACAAAUUUGGGAAAAAAUCAUUAACCUUCUCCUUUUAAAUAAAACAAUAAUUAAAUAACUAACACUAAAAAUAUUUAAAAGUCUCCAUAAAAAGCAAAUCCUUAGAAACCUAAAAAAGCCUAGGAGAAUGUUUAAACAGAAGAAAAAAAUAAUUAAUAACCUACAUUUGAAGAUUUUUAGAAAAUAGACAUAAGAGUAGGCAGAAUAGUAGAGUGUUGGAAACAUCCUGAAAGCGAAAAAUUAUAUUGUGAAAAAGUUGACAUAGGAAGUGAGGUAAGAUUAAUUGCCUCAGGAAUACAAUAGUACUAACCAAUAGAAAAUAUGACUGGGUUGGUAUUAGUAGUAUAAAAUUUAAAGCCUAAAAAGCUAGCUGGUUUUGAAUCACAUGGAAUGAUAUUAUGUGUUUCAAAUGCAGACCACUCUUAAGUUGAAAUAUUAAGGCCAUCAAAUGGCUCAGUAGUAGGAGAAAGAGUUUUUUUGGAAGGAUAAGAAGAUAAAUUUACAUAUGACUUGUAAACACCUCUUAACCCAAAAAAAAAAGUUUUAGAGACUUGCCUUCCUGAAACUAAAAUUGAUAAAGAUUAUUUUGCUACUUUUUUAGGUAAAAAAUGGAUGACAAAAUAAAGAUAUGUUAAGUCAGAAAAAUUAUGUUUGGCAAACAUUUCGUGA